Cotesia glomerata is the source of this 3744-nucleotide messenger RNA. Its product is annotated as FERM, ARHGEF and pleckstrin domain-containing protein 2-like. The transcript has 11 exons. Lineage: Eukaryota; Metazoa; Arthropoda; Insecta; Hymenoptera; Braconidae. Gene Ontology annotation, molecular function: guanyl-nucleotide exchange factor activity; cytoskeletal protein binding. Gene Ontology annotation, cellular component: cytoskeleton. The coding region runs from base 331 to 2028 and encodes 565 amino acids. The record is from RefSeq and is a predicted model, not a curated record.
AGAUGGAGUUAGUAGUCGUCGGUGCGCGAUGCUAGUGUAAUCAGUGAUGAUACAAAAAGAGAGUGGGGAGGCUUCAGGGUUCUGUGGGUGUUUGGUUCAGGUUCGGGCAUCACCGUUUCAUACUGACGCACCAGUCGUGUGCUUGGUCAUUGUAUUUGACAAAUAAUAGCUGAAAAAUAAGCUUCCGCGGAAGCUUCACCGGAGGUUAACAUGACGACCUAACACGAGGUAACGACAGCCGAGCUGAUGAAUGCUCAUUGACGAGGACAAAAGAUUCCGCGGGAGGUGACGAGUAAUAUAACUCGGAUGUUUUAUCUUUAAAAUAACGAAAUGAUUGAUAUCGAUAACAACUUUGGCAUGAUGGGAAGCUCCAAGAUGCCACACAGCCACUCGACUCCGGCUGGUGUCGACGGUGGAAGUCGGACUCCGCCUGCAACACCACGUAAAACUGGAAAAAUGCUUGCCGUCAGAGUACAAAUGCUUGAUGAUAAAGUUACAAUGUUUCAAGUUCAGGCCAAAGCAUUGGGAAGAGUUUUGUUUGAUCAAGUAUGUAAGCAGCUAAAUUUACUGGAGGCUGACUACUUCGGGUUGGAGUACCAAGAGCCAAAUGGAACUAAGUAUUGGUUGGAUUUAGAGAAACCAGUUUGUCGACAAGUAGGUUUAACAAUGGUUGAUCCAUUAUUGAGAUUUUGUGUUAAAUUUUAUACACCGGAUCCAGGACAAUUGGAGGAAGAAUUCACAAGAUAUUUAUUCUGUUUGCAAAUAAAACGAGAUCUUGCACACGGGUUACUUCAAUGUAAUGACAAUACUGCUGCAUUAAUGGCUAGUUAUAUUGUACAAGCUGAAUGCGGUGAUUACGUAAUAGAAGAUUAUCCAGAUCAUACUUAUUUGUCGACAUACAAAUUUGUGCCGCAUCAGGAUCAUGAACUUGAAAGAAGAAUCAUGGAGAAUCAUAAAAAGCAUUCAGGUCAGUCGCCAGCGGAAGCAGAUUUAAAUUUAUUAGAAACAGCUCGACGUUGCGAACUUUACGGUAUGAAAAUGCAUCAAGCCAAGGAUCAUGAGGGAGUUCCAUUGAAUUUGGCGGUAGCACACAUGGGCAUUGUGGUCUUCCAAGGUUAUACCAAGAUUAACACAUUCAGUUGGGCGAAAAUCCGUAAAAUAAGCUUCAAGAGAAAACGUUUUUUAAUUAAGUUGCACCCUGAAGGUUACGGUUAUUACAAAGACACGGUUGAGUUUUUCUUUGAUGGUCGUAAUGAGUGUAAAAAUUUUUGGAAAAAGUGUGUCGAGAAUCACGGUUUCUUUCGUUGUUCUGUUGUUAAACGUGUAUUGCGCCAGAAAACACGGGUUUUGAGUCGUGGAUCUUCCUUUAGGUAUAGUGGCAAGACCCAGAAACAAAUUGUUGAAUUUGUCCGAGAUAAUUACGUGAAGCGACAAACAUUUCAAAGGUCCAAUUCAUUCCGGCAGACUACCGGUUGUAGGGCAUUGCAGGGCUCGGAGGGGGGAGGUUAUCGUGGCGCCACCCCUAGCAGCUCGCUUAUGGGCAGCUCCAGCAUCUCUGCCCACCCCCUCCUGCCCCUUGGCGACCCUGCCCUGGGAACACCUCGUCUGUCUCUGUCAUGCGGUUCGAUGACACCGGAUUCUCCGACGACUGUGACGAGUGUCUCGAUGGGCGGGACGAGUCAUCACCGUCGCGACGACACAGCUAUGUCCUGUCGGACGCUCACCUCUAUCGACGUCCAUACUCCAGCUACUCCCAAUCAAGCCCCGGGACGGCAUAUUACGGCUGCUCAUCAACAAUUGCAUCUUCAUCAGCAGCAGCAGCAGCAGCAGCAACUCCACCACCAUCAGCAGCAACAACGGAUAACAUCAUCAACAGGUGGUGAUUACAACCGAUGGAACUACACGAAUGGAUACGUUAAUUCGCCGGCUUGGCACGUGCCAUUCCGGGUCAACUCGGUGCGUAAUGUAUUGGCUCAUGCAACGCCACGCACACUCACUAAUCGGUUCUUACCAGCCUAUCCAGAAUGAACAACCGCAUAUGUGGGGUAAUAAUACAACUUGAACAAACAAACAAAUUAAUGCCGAGAUCAAUUGUUACCUAUUGACUAUAUAAUAAUAGUCUAUGGUUGAAAAAUUUUUAAAUUAUUCUUUCAAUUUUUAUUAUUGUUAAAUUAACCAUUUUUGACCAUAGAUUACAUAGAUAUGUGUAACCGUGAAAAAAGGCAAAAAAAAAAAAAAAAAAAAAAAAAAAAAAAAAAAUUAUUUUUAUUUUUUAAAAAUAAUUACAGUUAAGCUGAGUACCACCUAUCACACGGAGAAUCUUUAAAUUAAUAUUAAAAAUUUCAACAUUAAGAAAAUGUAUAAAAUGUGUAACCAUUUUAUUUACUUGAAAAUUUUUUUUAAAAUUCUGCAUAUUUUAGAACCAUUUAGAUGCAUCACCAUAUAUAUAAUCAACCGUCACAAUCACAUUCCAUCACAUUUUAUUUAUUUGAUCUCUAGUUAACUAGAUCACCUUAGAAGUAACAAAUCAUUAACCAUCACAAUCACUAAAAUUAUAAAUAAUCCUAAUUUUAAUACAACAUUGUAAAUAAAUCUUAAAGGUUUAUUCCCUCAAUGUUACGGGCAUUAAAUGUCCUCAAGUGCCAAUAAAAUUUCAGAUUUUCUAGACAACUAUUUUUCAUUGCUUGUUGUAGUUAUUCAACUAUACAUAUAUACAUUAACUAUACAUACUUAUACAAUUACAUAAAAUGAUAGCAUAAUUAAUAAGAUUAAAUAAACUAUAAAGCACUUAACUUUACAUAAUCGUUGAUUAACAAAAUUAUUAUAAGAAGACAUAAACACUAAGACUCUCUUUCUCUGUCCUGUGUUGUGUGGUACUUAGCAUUCCCGCAUCUGUAAAUUAUCAAUAAUUACUAACUGUUAAUCAUUAACUACACUACACAUUAAUUAAUUGAUUCAAAAUUUGGUUGAUUUGUUAAUUACCCCACCUAUGAACUAUUUGAGUAGCGCCCUCUCUUCCGUAUGUACAGAUUAUUUUUUUUUUUUUUUUUCUAAAUAAUUAAUAAGACUUGAUAAUUAAUUAUCUGUAAAGCACAAAAUAAUUUUUUAAUCAUAUUUCAGGUGCCUUUUUUAAUUAUUACUAAUUAAUAUUAUUUACAUUUAAAAUAAUCACCACCUGUCGACAGCAACAAUGGGAUGUUAAUAUAAACAUUAUUUAUUUACAAUUAUUAUUGAUUAUUAAUUAUUAAUAAUUAAAAAAAAAAAAAAAUUCCCUUUUUCAGAACGUAAAUAUUUUUUUGCCCUUGUACUGAUACACUCCUUUUAUAAACUUUUUUCAAAUCUCGUCACUAUUGUGCAUGUUAGUUACUAUUAUUGAUUGGUUGAUUAAUUAAUUAAUUCGUUUAUUGAUUAAUUAAUUAAUUGGACACCUGUAACAGAGAGAAAGAGAAAAAGAGCGAGAGAGAAAGAUUUAUUGUAUCGUAUUAUUAUAUAUGAAAUUUUUGAUAUUACUUUAAAAGAAUUGACGCUGAAAUAGCUGGAAAAAAAAAAAAAAAAAAAAAAAAAAAAAAAAAAAAAAUUUCAAAGUUAUCUUCAAUAAGAUUUACUACUGAAGAAAUCAUCAAAUUAUUGAGGUUAAAUUUUUUUUUCUUGUACUUAGAUGAAUUUCCGAAUUAUUAAUGUUGCACGUUGACAUUUACUAAUCACGUCAUUGUUGUUUAUUAAUAAAGAAGAAAAGUAAUUAUA